AUGAUAAGUAGCAAAGAAAACAAAAAGCAGAGAGAGGCAGACAGUGAAGGACGUGAGAACGCUGCCACGCUAAGCAGUGCGGAUCAGAGCCCGAGCCUCCCGUCCUCCCAGGAAAACAAACUUCAACAAUUAACAAUCAACCGAAUUUGUGAUGAGCAAGCAGAAUCUGCAGCUGGAGGACAGACAGAGGGGGAGAGAGGGGGAGACAGUGAGAGAAUGGAGGGAUAG
Molecule: messenger RNA, 228 nt
Organism: Xyrichtys novacula (pearly razorfish)
Lineage: Eukaryota; Metazoa; Chordata; Actinopteri; Labriformes; Labridae
Source: the annotation of a GenBank genome assembly